Messenger RNA from Ylistrum balloti, 651 nucleotides. Its product is annotated as cerebellin-1-like. The record is from RefSeq and is a predicted model, not a curated record. Gene Ontology annotation, molecular function: protein binding. The transcript is spliced from 2 exons. Bases 1 to 651 code for a protein of 216 amino acids. Lineage: Eukaryota; Metazoa; Mollusca; Bivalvia; Pectinida; Pectinidae.
AUGAAAACUUUCGGUGUAGUGUUGGUGUGUAUGUUAGGGUGUUAUGUUGCUGCUGAGAACAGUAACACAGAUCUAGCUGAUAGAUUGAAGGCCCUUGAAGACGAACGUGCCAAACUUGAGGCAGAGAUCAAUAUUUACAGAAAAAAGGCCAAACAUCUACUUGAGAUCUUCCGGGACGUUCUACACGAAGAUGAGGAUAAUUCUUCGGAUCAGUCAAUGAGAAAGAGACAAUUGGCUUGUGAUACAGCAGCUGCCCAGAUCGCCUUCCACGCAAGGAUGCAAAAUCAGAGGGAAUUUAGCUCGGUUGACGAAGUCAUUACCUUUGACGUGGUACACACUAAUAUAGGGAACGGUUACAACAGUUCUACCGGAAUAUUCACCGCUCCUCGUCAGGGAAACUAUCAACUUAUGGCUACCGUGAUGGCGACCGACGGAAACUCCACGGACGUAGAAAUGGUCCGAUCCUCCCACUACCCCUAUACAAUCUGUAAUUCUCGCGCGGGCACAUCUCAUUCGUCCAUGGGACUUUGUGUUGCGUUUGUUACUUUAGAAGAAAACGAAUCCGUUCGGGUCAGACAUAACCGUCGUACCCACCAGGUACUGGCUGGUGGAAAAUAUUCAUCUUUUUCUGGACACCUCAUAAAUAAUUAA